Molecule: messenger RNA, 1908 nt
Organism: Alosa sapidissima (American shad)
Lineage: Eukaryota; Metazoa; Chordata; Actinopteri; Clupeiformes; Clupeidae
Gene: dipk2b
Product: divergent protein kinase domain 2B
Exons: 5
Coding region: 164-1489 (441 amino acids)
Source: RefSeq, a predicted model, not a curated record
GAGAGAGGGAACCCAGGCAGACAGGGCCAUUCAGAAGCUACAAACACUCUGGACUGUUUUCUCCUUUCUGUGUGUUUGUGAGAGUGUGUGUGUGUGUGUGUGUGUGUGUGUGUGUGGCAGCCCUGUCAGCCUUUUCACCACAAGAGAUGAGUGCCAUGGCAGGAUGGCACUGACAUGCCCCAGAGCGAGGGCGGGGAAGAUGCCGCCACCGGCCGUUCAGCUCUGGGCGGCAAGCUGGGUACUGGCACUGGUGGCAUUGGCCGGGGCUGCGGUGGCGGUGGCGGUGACGCCAUACCCACCAGGGAUGCGCCAGGAGAAAGCCUACAGCUUCGGGAGAGGCUUCCUGGGCCUGGAUAAGUGCAACGCGUGCAUGGGGACCUCUAUAUGCAAGAAGCUCUUCAAGGAGGACAUACGCUUUGACAGAUGGCUGUCCUCGGACCUGAUACUACCCAAGGCCAGCCGGCAGAGUUACCAAGGCAACCUAACGGAUGACUCGGAGACGUGGCGGCCGGUGGUGCUGUCUCGGCUGCUGCCUCCGCUGCGCCACCAACUGUCUGACCGCAGCAUCUGCAGCUCGGCUGGCCGGCCCCCGACCUGCAGCAUUGAGACAGCACUCAGGGCCACGGCUCGCUUCCAGAGCUGGGCACGCUCACACCUGCUCUACCCCAGCAUGGUGCAGGGUCUGUCCGCCCCUUUGCUCCGAUGUCCAUCUCAGCGUCUGCUGGACCGUGUGGUGCGGCGCUACGCCGAGGUGCUGGACGUGGGCAGCAUGCAGAUGAAGCACUUCAGCGACAGGGACAAGCUCCGCCUGCUGUACACGCUGGCCGUCAAUCAACACCCACUCAUGCUGCAGAUGUUUCCUGGCACAGAAGGAUGGCCGUUUCCACGGUACCACGGCUCCUGCGGUCGGCUGGUGGUGUGGGCGGGCACUCGCCCCCUGAGCGCUCUCCGCUCCGCCUCCCUGGAGCAGCGGGCCGACGCGGCCUAUCAGCUACUGCACAUCGCCCAGGGCCUGGCCACCAACAGCCUGCGCUUCAGGCUCUACUACACCCAGGCGUCGGAGGACAUGUUCGGGCUGGCCGAUGACGGACGAGUGCUCGUCAUGGACGCCAGCGGCGUCGGGGUCAUCGACCUGCAGGAAGGGCUUCCCCCCGAUGACGACCACACAAGUGUGACAGACGUCUUCUCCUGCCUGAGCGGCUCUUGCGAGAGGCCUCGCCCGUGUUCCACGGUGCGGCCAUCACAGAGCUUCGCCCUCCUAUGCCGGAACGUUCUCCCGCGCCUGCUGCCCUCCAGGGACCUGCAGCAGUCCCUGCGCCUGCCCAGCAAGACUGCACAAGAGCUGGCCAGGUGUGCUGAUGGCGCCCGGUCUGACGCAGAGGUCACCCAGGCUGCACACUCCCUGAUGGACAUCCUCAGGACUAUGAGGUCGUGCAGCCCUCUCUACGGCUACAGAUACCCAGAAUGCAUCUACAACGACAGAUUCUGAUACAUCUGAAAAGAAGGAGCAGGGCCUCUUGACUUGCACAGGGAUUAUUGGCAGGAUGGGAGUAGGCCGGAAGCAAUCACUUGUGUAAAAACAAAUGGACAAAAAGUCAGCCAGGUUGAGGUAGGAUUUUCCAGGCUUGCAGAGGUGCGUUUCAAUCAGACUUAUCGAUCUUGGUACUGACAUUACACUAAAAGCAAAGACACAAUGCUUGUUGCAUCGGUUAUCACUUCAGGGUGGAAAGCACAACAUAUUCAUAACAGCACAUCAUAUUGCACAAGCAAAACUCUGAAAUCCCCAAAGUCAGCCAUAAUUGAAUACUCAACACAGGAGAGUGGAUUUCAGUAAUAAAGACAACUUUGUUUAAUAACGCAUAAAACAUCCUUCAAACAAUAAAACAAUCUUACUGAGGGUUUUCUGUA